Messenger RNA from Knipowitschia caucasica, 315 nucleotides. NCBI's taxonomy places the organism in Eukaryota, Metazoa, Chordata, Actinopteri, Gobiiformes, Gobiidae. The record is from the annotation of a GenBank genome assembly.
AUGUGGGGUGUGUGGGGUGGGGGGGGGGGUUUGAUUGUGUGGUGGGGGGGUGUUGAUAUGGGUGGGGUUUUUGGUAGGGUGGUGUAUGGGGGUGGAGAUGGUAGUCGAUGUUCCAUCCUUCAGCCAGUACCGCAGCACACGGUGCCGCCUCGCCCCUUCGUCCUCCACACCGCUCACUCUCACCUCCAGCUGCUGAUGUUCACCGAGUUUCCCCUUAAUGUCAUUCACAGCCUUUUCCAGGCGUUCAAGGGUCUGUGUCGUCUGUCUAUGCCCCUGACUGUUUUCUUCACAAAUUUUUCUCAUCUCCUGUAUUAA